This is a messenger RNA of Pogoniulus pusillus (Red-fronted tinkerbird), 1909 nucleotides long. RefSeq names its product BAALC binder of MAP3K1 and KLF4 (gene BAALC). Gene Ontology annotation, cellular component: cytoplasm. The record is from RefSeq and is a predicted model, not a curated record. The transcript is spliced from 4 exons. NCBI's taxonomy places the organism in Eukaryota, Metazoa, Chordata, Aves, Piciformes, Lybiidae. The coding region runs from base 129 to 566 and encodes 145 amino acids.
CCGGACAGCGAAGCCGCAGAGAGCAGGAUGCGCGGGAGGGCGUGAGCGGGGCCCGCGGCGGGGCCGUGGCCGGGGCGCGAUGCUGCCCGGGCGGCGGCAGUGGCUGCGGCUGUGAGCGGGGCCCCGCCAUGGGCUGCGGGGGCAGCAGGGCCGACGCGAUCGAGCCCCGCUACUACGAGAGCUGGACGAGGGAGACCGAAUCCACCUGGCUGACCAACACGGACUCCGAGGGCUCGCCGCAGGAGGGCGGCAGCGCCGAGGCCGGCGGCCGGGAGCAGGGCGCCCCGCGCCACGGUCUUCUGGAGGAUGGGAAGUCAGCCCAGACAGGUGUAACCACAGCAUCAGCCACAGCUGGAACUCUGACCAUUGAGAAGAGGAAGAGCUGUGGCCCUCCAUGUGCAGCCCCUGUGGCCCCUGGCACGGCAGCUAUGACACAGAGACAGAAUGGCUUCAGGACAGACGAGAGUAAAUGGGACACGCCGAAAAUCACCAAAGAAGUCACCAUUAAUGUCACCAAAGGCAUCAGACCAAGCGACAGAAGGAAAGCAAAGAGCUGUGUCAAUUGACAAAGGAGAGCAGAGGAGAGAAGGGAGCCAGCAGGGCUUCGCUGCGCUGGAAAUGCCAUCGCCCGCUAAAGGCAGGUUGGUCUCCGAGCGUCCCACGCUGCAAACGGCAGGCAGCAGCUGCUGAGUGCCUUCCCGAGCGCCUCGCAGGAGCCAGCAGGAUGUGCAGACGCUGUAGGAGGCUCAGCAGUCCUUCAUCUGGAGCAGUGGCACUGUGCAGACAGGCAGCCCAGUUCCUGCCGCUUGGUUUUUGCUGAGCCCUGUGUUGCCUCCGUGUGGAUGUCCUCUUCGGCACUGCCGUCAGCGUAGAAUAGAGUCAUAGGAUGCUUUAGACGGGAAGGGACCUCAAAGAUUCCAACCCCCUGCCACAGGGGAUGAGGCUGGAUGAUGAGAGACACAGUUCAUGGCAACUGAAACCAGGAAGGGAACAAAGGAAUCUGCGGUUCUGGUCACAAAGGGCCUGGCAUGUGCCUGCUGGAACCCACAGAGCUCACCUGGAGUGCUGAAAGCCAGAGAUCUCAGAGAGACACAGAGAUGGCUGCCACUGCAUCUCUUCUGAGUUACAUCCAUCAGUCACAUGCAGCUGAGUCAUAAGAUGAGAACUGGAAUCACUCAAAAGAACGCAGCUGCUGGAUGACGAAGAAGAGGGAGAACUGGCGGUUAGCACCAUCAGGCAAAGAGACCUUCUGCAGCUUUCCACUCCAGUAUUCCUUAUGCUGCCUCGGUGUGCUUCAUCCCUUCACCAUUCCUGCAGGACACUGGCUGGGAGACAGGAAAUUUUACUGCCUGACAGGUCGGUUUGCCCUGAACAACAGAAAGCAGGGCAAGAGAAUGGCUGUGCAGCAAGAGAUGAGUGCUGGGUUAAACAGGCAUUCUUGUGAGCUCAGUGAAUGAGGUCACCUCCAAACCAGGGGGCUUUGAUCUUCCUCCUCUGCUCCUUCACACCUCUAGUCGUUUGUGCACGUCCUGCCUGUGGACAUUGUGGUGUGUUUAGUGUUGCACUUCUGUUCUGCACUUCAGGCAUGGGGAGGGUCUGGUUUUGGCCAGCCCUUUUACUUUGUGGGUUUGAAUUCUGACACCCAAGUGUAAAAUGUUUUCAUGUUUGACCUGACAUCUGAUUUUCAUGCCUUAUGAGACGAAUGAGCUCUACAAUGUGUGCACAGAGCUGGUGUUUGGAAAAAAAAAGCAAGCAACCAACCAAAACAGGCUUGGUUUUAUUUGGGAAUAAGGACAGAUGUUGCUCUAGCCAAACUAGACUAGCAGGAGUGUUUUGUACUCUCAUUUGAUCUGCAUAGUGAAGAUUAGGACCUCAAAAAAGAGAAAAUAAAGACAAAAUUUUAAGUGUC